AUAAAUGUGAAUUACAAACUUAAAUUUCUUUGUAAACAAGGAUAGGUAUCCCUCAUGCCUCAAACAAACGAACUUUAGGCAUAGUACUAGAGCCGAUUUACGCAAUCGAAUACCGCCGGAAGUAGAACAUUUAUGUUAACACCGGUUUCGUAUUUUCACGUGAAAACGGCCGAAAACUGAGAGGUUAUCAACAAAUUAUAAGUUUACGGGUACCAUGAGGAUUUUUCAUGCAUUUAAACGAAAAGAAGUACAAGCGAACAGAUGACACAUUAAAGUGGCUGCAGAAGCUUGAAAAGUUAGAUAGAGCAGGGGCAGUCAAAACAGUGGGAUACUACUUCUAUGGUGUCCAACAUGUCUAGUCAGGUUGACAGAAGUGAAAGAUGGUCUGAUUGUACAAUGAUGUACAAAUGAUACUCUUUAACAAGUUUAACAUGUCAAGGAAGCCUAUAACAAUAUACUGGAAGGGUUGGAGAGAUGAUCAAUAUGGUUCUCAGUUGUGGAUGUAUUAUCUAGAACUUCACAAGCUGGUUGUAAAGGAUUUUACACUAGAGCUUACAGAACGAAAUCCAAUUGGACCUAUGGCUACAGCAGAGGUCAACCACAUGGGUGAUAUCGUACAUUCCCAUACAUUUAUACCUAAAGAACCAGGAAUGUACAGUUGUUUAAUGGAAGUACGGGACAUAUCAAACAAUUCAAGAAUAACCAGAAGAUUUGUACUUUAUGACAAUGUAUCGGACGUUGAACUGAAUAAAGACAGUCCAUAUGGACUGCACAUAUCGUCUGCACAAAACCAAACGGAGUUCAAGUGGCAGUCAACAGGAAAAGAAGGUGAAAAUACGUCAAUCAUUGUGGAUUGGACAGGUUACUUCAUGAAUAAAGCGCACGAGGACGGGUUUUACCACAAUGGGAUCCAGAGGUUCAAGCCUCAGUUUGAAAAUUUAGAAAAUGAUGGUAUCUUAUUCUCCCGAAAAUUUGUUGAUUCAAAGCUGGAUGACCAUGAAGGCGAAAGAACACGUGAUCCAUUACCAAACAUCCGUGGUAUUGUUCAGUUCGAGUACCAGUAUACCAGAGACGUUGUCUCCAAGCAGCCUGGAGAAAACUGGACGGUCGUCUUUCCUCUCAGCGAGUCCACUACAAUAAUAAAACAAAUGAGCAGCGGUGACCAGAUAAAGGUAUGGAUACGAGCGCGUGAUAUUCUUAACAACACAAAGAUCGAUUCUACUAUGGUUACCACCGACUUUUCCCCACCAUCAGUAUCCAGUAUAGAUGAUAACACGACAACAUACAUGGUACUCAAUACUAAAGACGGACCAUUUAACUACUCCAGCAGACUGCAUCUGACCGCUAGUGAUACAGAGAGUGGUCUUCGCGAAUUAGGUCUGGAUAUUUCAAUAAAGGUGCCUGGUCAACCCGACAUCAAUGUGAAGAAGACUGUUAAAGCAAACACAGACGAUACAAGACAUCCUGACAGGGACGUCAGCUGUAUAGAAUCAAAGGACAAGAGUACCUGCUUUCUGCAGGAUCAGACAGUAUAUCUAGACAAUUGCUGGUUGACUGUGCCCGAGCAAUCCCACCUAUCUUCAGCCAGUGCUACUGUGAACGUCCUUGCCUACAACCAGGCCAUGCUGACCAGCAGUGUCAGUUUUGAGAUUCCGUCUGUCAUCAAAUUAACAGGACUGGAAAGAUAUGAAGGGCCAGAGACGCUCAGAGUGGAAAAUGUGAUGACCGGAAGUUUCCGAAUCGUGUGGGACUUCCCGAAAAAGAUGUCUUGCUAUGCGAUACAGACAGAAAUCAUAAUAAUAUUUUAUAAACGGAAUGCUGAUGGCACCACAGAAGUGGUAACGCACACUGUACCAGGAUCCCGCACUUAUUUCGAAAUUGCAUGGCUGGACCCAGAUACGGAAUACGAGUUUAUAUUCACAUCUAAUAUAAAUGGAAGGAAAAGCCAACCAAUGUCGUUCAAAGCUAGAACAAAAGCCUUGCCAGAUCCAGUGAGUCAAGAUGGACUCAUUGUUUUGCGGCCGUAGGAGUCUUAGCCAUAGUUGCGAUUGUUAUUGUAUUGUUUGUGUUACUUGUCCGACGAGGCUACAUCCAUCCAUCAACAAGGAGUGCGACAUCCAAAGGAAAUAUAGAAUAGAACAGAACAGAACUUUAAUUUUGACAUGUAUAAAGUACAUAGUCAUAAUAUACAUAUAUACAAUAUAAUAACCAUGAUAACAGCCAUAGCGAGCAAAACAAGUAUAAAGAAAACAAAAUUCAAAUUUACAGAUUUGAAUCUAAAGUGUACAGAGGAUAAACAAUCACACAUUUAACAUAGCAUCUCUGAAACAUAAUGUUUCUUUUACAAAUUAAGAUACAUUUAUUAGAAUGUGUUUAUCUGAUGAAUUAAGUAUCUCAGUGAGUUUAAAUUUACAGUCUGUUGUUAAAAUGACGUAAAAUGUACUUUUUUCUAAGAUCAUUAAAACAUGAGCAUUUGAAUAGAACGUGAAAUUCAUUUUUUUUUCAGCAUUUGAAUUACAACACAAACAUUUUCGUUCAUUUUCCGGAAUAUAAUUUCUUGAGUAAACGAGCUGUUUGUACUCUUUUAAUAUAAUACAUAAACUCCCAAUAUACAAAAGUGAUUUUGAAAACAGAAUGAUAAAAUGUUCAAAUAGACUUCGUACUCAAGUGUAGUCUUAACUAAUUUAUAAUUUGAUAAAACUCCAAACACCCAUAUCAUUCUUUGAACAAAGCAAUCAACUACUCUUUGCUUAAACGUCAUACGAAUGGAUUUAAAAUCAGAUAAUUUAUCAUCAGAAACAUACAAAAAGCCAUACUGACUUAACAUUUUUUCACAGUAUAGAUUAAUCAAUAUUUUACAGUUUUUGCCAUAUUGCACAGCUUAUAAAAAAUAAAAUCUGUAAAAUGAUCCUUUACAAGAAUAGACAUAAAAUUUAAAAUACAACCAAGCUACAUAACAGACUCGGAUUGAUUGUAUCAGUUCAUGAAAGGUAAUGAAAUGUACAACACCUCUCACGCCCCCUAGCACCGGCUUAAGUGGACUUCUAUCAUGGUGAAAAUGAAUGUAUUAUAUGAUUCCAAGUAUCAGAACACUGAGCCCAAGUACGGGGAGACUUUUUACAGCCACCACACGGCACUUAAAGACCUCUGUUGUGAUAGUUAAUAAAAUAAAUAUGUGACAAGAUCCUUUGGAAGCAUUGAAUACAACCAAGCAACAUAACAACAGACUCGGUUUGAUUCAGUCAGUUCAUGCAAGGAUACAAUGCGAUGAAAUGCCCGAUGCGACGCAAGACAUGGCAAAGCAAAUCAAAGCAAACCAAACCAAACCAAUAAUUAGGGAUGCGCAUGUGUUAACAUGAUGGUUGUGAUUUUGUUUUUAAAAACAAAGAAAAUGUAAACGUUUUAUAACUUUACUGGUUCCUGAGGGGAUUGACAGCCAGAUUAUGUGCCGAUAGAGUCGUCAUAAAGUCACCUAUGUCUGUAUAAGUAUAACGAUUCCUCAAAACCUCAGCUGAAUCAUAAAACAGACUUUUACCUGAGCCAGGUGGAGGUUACAUACCGCUAUAUUGAUGGGAAGGCGUAAACGAGUAAAAUCUUCCCCGGGACUGAAACCAUCCAGUAAAAUGCACAAAAUAACUGACAAUUCUGCAACAGUUUAUAACUCCGUUUACAUAGCCGAUAGCGAAAGUGAGGCUCCUGACUAUUUUGAGCCAUUUGAAUCAGACAAAGACUACGCACCUGGUAAUACCCCACCCAAAAUUCCUAUAAACAUGUCAAAAUUCAGUGAAUCAGAAAUAACAGAAUUGAGUGCUAGACUUGCCCCUAUACUUGUUUGAGACCUCAAAGCAGCUCUCAAAGCUGAUGUAAUUUACGAAUGAUAUCCAAGAGCUGGUGAGGCAGGAAACUAAAAGCCUCAGAGAUGAAAUUAAAUCUUUGAAGUCUAGGGUAGCCGAACUUGAAACAGAACUCAAAUCUGAAAGGCAAAACGCGAAGAGCUUGAACAAUACGGUAGAAGAAUGUACUUGGAUAUUUCAGGCAUACCGGGAGACACUGGCUCGCCUGACAAAAAUGUGGAACAUAAUAUUCUGGACCAUGCCAAGCUACAUAACCUGGACCUGAAAAGUUCAGAUAUUGAUAAAUGCCAUAGAAACUUCAAUCCCGAUUUAUUGGUGAACCGUAAAGUCAUCGUUAUGUUCACCAAUUCCAAGGCCAUGCAAAGGGUUUAUGCGACCAGGAAAGACCUUGUUGUCGGUAUUUUCAUGCAUGAUAACUUGACACCUUUUCGUGGGCAAAUAGGGUACGAGGCUUGACAGCUGAAAAGAACGGAAUUAGUGACAACAACUUGGGUCGCUGGUUGUACUAUGUCCUAUUGCCUGGUGAAGUCAGAGGUCGCGUAAUAACGAACAUGGACCAGUUCAGGGCGAUUCUUGAAGAAAGACCAUCCCCUCCGAGUAGCUUCUAAUACUGACAGACCAAACGUCUGUUUACAAACAGUGCAUUGUGCUACUUAAUGACCUUCGGCUUCAAUAAUAUUGAUCAAUUUAUAUAAAAGGCAUACAAUAUAAUAUAAGCGUAUAUAAUUUGUAAUCUUACCUGUCGAUAACAAUCUGUAGCAGACGGUUAUUCUAGUUUAUUCUAUAUCUUUUUUAUUUAUCAAAUCGUGAACGUUUAUUUGCAACACGUGACCUUACAAUAUAUUAUUGUAUUGGACGCAGUGCGUACAAAAAAACUGUAUUUUUUCCGUAUUUUGACGGUUCAGCAGUCCCAUGUCAAACAUACGAUAAAGCCUGAAACGCGUGAAAAUGUUUCGAAUAUAAAUCGGGUGAAGUAGGCGCUCUAUGUACAGAGUUUGAUUAUGUGUCUUGAAAUAAGAAAAGGCAGAAAAACAAUAUUCAGUGAAUCAUUUUUUAUUUAAACUAGAUCUAAAAAAAAUAGAUAUAGAAUAAAAAGGUUAUUUUACGUUGUACCCAGCGGUACAAUAAAAGGUUAUUUAAUGUUGUACCCUGCUGGGAAAACCAUAUUGGACUCGCCUAGCGGCUCGUCCAAUAUGGUUUUCUCAGCUGUGCAUUCGUCCAAAUAUAUCUCCGUAUUUUACAGAAUAAUGUUAAAUAACCUAAUAGUAUUAUUAUUACAAAACCAGUUUAAAUGUUCAAGAUAUAAAUGCGCACUAAAGUUUUAUUUCUGAUUGAAUCAUACUUCUUGGUCGAAUUAUUCCUUACAUAACUUGUUUUUCACAGUUAAGGGAACGCAUAUUGCUACAUUCACAGUUCAUACGGAAAUGAGGAAGGGGUGCAUAUUCAAGAAAUCGAUGGUGGGAAGAUAAAAAACAUAUUCCUAAACUGAUAUAAUACUGAUGGACACCUGUAAUAUUCAGUACUUUGUGGAUAAGGAUGUGGUACUGUGAAUGUAAUAGGAAAACAGAGGUCUUUGUGAAAGUACAUUCAACACAAAAUUUUAUGCUUUUGUAUAAGGAAAAAACAGGUUUUUUACAAUAACAGUGUUACAAAUAAUGUUGAAGGGAUGAAAUUUUCUUUCUAACACACCAGGUUUGCUUAAACAUGUAAAAAUUUAACGCCACGUCAUUUCAGCUCGGGAUGAACGCCAUAUUUCUCAUUGAUAAAAAAUGUAAACAAAAAAGUCAGAGUGUGAUAAGCAUUGCAAGGGCAUAACAUGACAUUCUACACAAUGAAUACCUUAGAACAGAUAUCUAAGAUGCUACACAGGUCAGGCGGGUUAAAUGCAUAAUGUCGAUCACUUGAAAUUCAUCUUGAAAAUGUGGUUAAUUCUAGUUUAUUUACAUGGUUUUUAAUUUUCCCACGACUUCUCGGCGAUUCACUACAAAAUGUGUUACUGCGCCGGACGAAAGGUAACUCUAAUAAACAACGGGAGACAACUUAGGUGUCAGCACGUGUAUGAUUUUUUAAAAAAAACAUGUCGAUGAUUACAAUUUCUUAUCAAGUAACGAAUCCUAUUCAGAUAUUCGUCAUUAAUAUUAGAAAAUUAUUAAUUUCUGUGGACUUUUAUAAAUAUUACUUACAGUGGACUACUUUGCGCAUCAAACUAGUUUCCGCUUCAGUUGUGAGGCAUUUCCGUUAUACUUUUUGACAACAAUAACAAAACACAAAAUGAAUCAAUAAAGUCACUUAUAAAUCGACUGCUACUUACAUCAGUGUAAGUAUAGUUGUUGUUGCAACAUUAUACUUGUUCAUUACGUUAUGAGAUAAAAUUUAUCUUGAACUGCAUAAUCGUUUAGGUGAUAUUGCAUUUACAACUUAUCUGACCCCGUUUUUUACGUGAAUGACAGCAUUCUCGUGCAACUUGUGCAAACAGAGUUAUGAAAAGUAUGGUGGAGAAUUCAAGGACAAAUUAUAAAUGACAUUAAAGUGAGGAUAACUGUAUAUUCCUCCAUUUUUGAUCAUUGACAUUCCUGCUGUGUAUUAGUAAGCUUUAUGAACAAGAUUAGAAUGUUACUUUUGCACAUAUACACAUUGACUGGACCUCUCAACCAAAUUUCAUAACAUAAUUUAGGGACUUUUAAGACAAUACAUUUUCAAAAGUUUGUUGAAUGUGUUUUGAUAUUUAAGUGCAUUGUAGUUCAUGAAUACCAAGUUAAAAAUUAAUAAUGGCAACAUUUCUAGGCCCUUAUUGUAAGCCACUAGACUUCUGUAACGAUAAAUGUUUAAUGUAUUAAGGGGAGUAUACUCUUUUAGUUUUGGAAUGUGGCAUUCCUUGACCACCGUAUCUUUUCUUGUGCACUACUUUGUAAACAAACUAAAUAAAGUGUUUUAGUUUACAUAUGCAAAAUGAAAAGCAAGACAGUGAACUUAUUUCACUUUUUUUCUUUAAAUUAGAAUCUGUAGGAGAUUGAUAAAUGUUUGGACAAGGUGAAGCACUGUUAUAUUCGCACAAAAUAGUAUUAAUUGUUGACUUUGAAUGUACACAAGAAGUCUUAUGUAAUGCAACAAUAACUUUCUUGUUUCAGUUUUUCUCAUUUUUAUUUUAGUGAGCAAUCCUUUGUGUACUUAUAACAGUUGAAACAGUAUCCAUUUCAUGUACCAAAACCUUGUACUUUUUUGCAGGUAAAUUUUAUCAUACCCCACCCACUUUUUUUCUAAUUUCAAAGUAUGUGUCCCCUUAAAAGCAAAUUAUUCAAUACUGUUACAUGGGUUUACAUAUCUGACCAUUGUCCGUACACAAUUCAUGGGAAGUAAUUCUUAUAAUAUGCAUCGUUGAUUCAACUUAUUAUUGUUUAGGUAGUUCUAUUACUGACCAUUUUCAGUUUUUUAUCGG
Molecule: messenger RNA, 7290 nt
Organism: Mercenaria mercenaria
Lineage: Eukaryota; Metazoa; Mollusca; Bivalvia; Venerida; Veneridae
Exons: 15
Coding region: 408-2027 (539 amino acids)
Molecular function (GO): protein binding
Source: RefSeq, a predicted model, not a curated record